AAAAAAAAACAACAAAAUUUCUUUGCCCAGUAAUAACAUUAAAAUCACGAUUAAAAUUCCGCUUCCCAAAAAUUUUCCAGAAUUACCACAAAUAGAAAACUGCAAAAUAAGAGAGAAUCUUGGCAGUCUUCCUCUCUUCCCUACCCUCCCCAUCUAAAAGCUUAAGAGAGUUUUCGUGGUUAGCGAGGAUCAGUUUCUUCAGGAGUUGAGUUCUUCCGAGCUGUUCUAACCUUCCCACAGUUGCUUACCUGUCCCUCGCAAAUCCCGUCUUGUUUUGAAGAUUUUGUGUGUCUGUGUGUGUGUGCGCGCGCCGUGAAGACUGUAUAAGAAGAGAAAGAGGUCCGGCCAUUAUCCAGGCCGGCGAAAACUAACAAACCAAACGGAACUGUGAGGAUAGCCAUAAGCAAAAAGAUUGAAUGUGGGAUCUCUGGAGAAGGCAUAAGAGGAAGGUCUAUGUUACACUUGGUGUUUUAGGAAGUGGAUAUUUUUUGUACAAGCUUUAUGAUGCUCACAAACGGAGGAUCUCUGAUCUGGAGACAGAAUUUGCUAGGCAAAGGGAAAAUGAGGAGCUCAUUAAGGCCCAAUUGCAAGCACACUUUGAUAACAUUCAGAAGAUAGCUGACUCUGCGACAUUGCCUCAUGUCAUGCAACAGUUAAGCAUCCGAGUGGCGGAUGAGUUGGACCUUGCCCCCUUGACUGAGAGGUUAAUGAAAGGAAAAGGUCAGCCGAACGCAUUAACAGCUGCAGAGAAACUUGACCUUUGGGAUCGACUCAAAAUAUUAAGUUUCACGAGAAUGGUGUUGUCUCUUUGGUCAAUGACCAUAUUGAACUUAUUUAUUAGAGUUCAAGUCAACAUAUUAGGGAGGCAUCUCUACAUAGACACAGCUCGUGGGCUUGGGAAUUCUGACCUAAUUGAGGAAGCUGAUCUCAUCGACAGGGAUGACGAGCAACAGUUUUUAGCUAUUGCUGAUUUUCUCUCCAAUUAUGAAGUGCCAGCAUUAGCUGCUAUUGUUGAGGCAGCAACUUCUGAAGUGCUAAAGGGGAAACAGUUGAAGGAUUUCUUCAGCAGUUCUGUACUCCAUGAUACUAUUGUGCAGAUAUUGGACACAUUCAUGAGUACAAGAAACCCUCAUCAGUGGCUGCGCUAUUUGAUUCCGGAUGAUCCUAGAAUGUACAAAUUUUUGAAAACCCCUGAGAUUGAUAGUGAAGAUCAUUCCCGUGUUAGCAAGUUUGAACAACUUACGGAUGAGACACGAGCAGUGUUAUCGAGUGCUGAGUUCGGGAAUAUACUUGACGUGUCAUUGAGAGUACUGGUGGAUGCUGUAGUUGAGGAAAUAGAUAUCCAAUCUGGAAUUCCCCUAGCAAAACUUAUACCUCGAAUUGCUCAGAUGGGGCAGAAUAUGCUGGAGGAACCCAGUAGGCAGAGGUACAUUCAAAUCGUCAGAAACAUACCAGAAGUUGAAUUAUUUUUCACUCUUUUGUACUCAAGCAUGCCGUUUAAUAGUGUAGCUGAUUGAUGCAAAUUCCUUGGUUAAAUUCUCCUGCCUCAGAGAAAACAUUAAUGUAAUUUUAUGUGAGUUGUAUGAGUUCUCUAGAAUAUUAGAUGUUGAGCUUAAGAACAAGGGAGUUAUAAUUGAUGCAAGUCCGGCCUUGUGUGUUUGUUACAUUUGAUUUUAUUGCUAUGGGAUCCUUACACUUCAUUAUGCAAGGCUGUGUAAGACUAUGAGUCAGCAGAAGAACAUGUUAAAGAGAAAACGUACCAUCGUGAAAGAAUAGCAAUCAUUUCUUAUUCAUGCUCUCCCCUUUAGGACAGUAGCAAUGACACUGAAACUGACCUUGUGGAGGCAAGAAAAGAUGAUGCUUUUCUCUAUAGAUAGUGGUUGUAUUAGAUGUUAUCUAGAGCUGGUUUCUUACAGCAAGACCCAAUGGAAGUUAGAAAGAGGAGAGGGCUAGUUCCAGGAAUGAAAUAAGGAAGGAAACCCUUCAGUCCAAUACAAGACAGGCACAAUCGAACUCGGCUCCUGCAUCAUUGGAUCAGAAACACAGCCUCUUGCUCUUCUUUGCAUGGCUUCAUUAAGUCCCUCAAAAUGACUAGUGUGAAAACUGAUGUGUUCAUGAACCAAUGAGUCAGCAGCAGAGAUCGAUCUCCAACUCCAUCUUGGUUGAACUGGAAUGGUUUCCUUCAAAGCACAUUCAUUCGGAACCGAAUAUAUUGUCAAUGAAGUCUUGAGGGACUUAUAAAUAUGUAAAAAGGUCUGAUAAUUAGCCCCUUGUUUCUCGCAUGGUUUGAAGGAAAAGUAUUCUUCCGUCAUUUGUCUUUUCAUUCAAGGAACCUUUGCUACACAUGUAUCCUUAAAUUAUUACAGGCUUUGGAGAUUCCUGGUCUGAUCUUUUAUCUUUAUGUGGACAAAAUCAUGUGAAUCUGACGACAGGAAAGACCAAAUCUGAAGACAAAAGUCUGGUCUGCCGGAAAAUCUAUUGAUUUAUGAGGGGAAAAUGUACGACACUGUACCUUAAAUCCAUUGAUGAACCUUAAACUACCUAUAUAGUAUUUUCCAUUCUCUAGAGGCAGAUUUAUAAAGGAGGAACUCCAUUUCCAUUGUCUAAUGGCAGAUUGAUAAAGGAGGAACUCCAUUUUGUUGAGAAUAUAGCUUUUUAUGAUUCUUUUUUUUGAAAAGGAAGGAGAAAAUUUUUUAAUACGCACAAAAAUUCUCCAGUCAUAUACUUUCUGUCUCAUAAUUAUUGUUCAGUUUAAAUUUUCAUUUCUAG
Molecule: messenger RNA, 2769 nt
Organism: Oldenlandia corymbosa var. corymbosa
Lineage: Eukaryota; Viridiplantae; Streptophyta; Magnoliopsida; Gentianales; Rubiaceae
Source: the annotation of a GenBank genome assembly